GAAAUCUGCAUUCUUCUAAUUUGGUCAUCUCUGGACAGACGUUGCAGCUCCGCAAACCCUGACCUGUCUUCCUGUAACCCCAUAAGCCGAGGAGGGCAGAAAACAGCAGGGCGUUGAGGUUCUCAAAUUCUUUACUCGCCAUUCAAGAUGGAGAGUUACUAAUAUAGUCAGAGUUUAUACAAAAAACAACCUUUAGAGCUUGAGAAUAUCAUGGCGCUGUCAGACACAGAGUUCGGAAUGAAGGGCAGUGGAAUCCUCAAGGAAUGGAGCGGACAAAUACAACCGGCCCUCAUUGCAUCCUUCGUCUUCCUCUGCUGUCUGGAGGCUUGUUUUUGGGUCAGGAACCUCGCUCUGAAAAAGAGGCUUCCAGGGCCCUUUGCUUGGCCGCUUGUGGGCAACGCCAUGCAGCUCGGCCAAAUGCCCCACAUCACCUUCGCCAAGUUGGCAAAGAGGUACGGAAACGUCUACCAAAUCAGACUGGGCAGCAGCGACAUAGUGGUUCUGAAUGGAGACGCGGCCAUACGCAAGGCAUUGCUUCAACACAGCAUCGAGUUUGCAGGCAGGCCAAACUUUGUGUCUUUCCAGUCAGUUUCCGGCGGGACAGGCAUGGCGUUCACCAGCUACAGCAAGCAAUGGAAAGUGCACCGGAAGAUCGCUCAAUCCACCAUUCGUGCCUUCUCUUCUGCGAACAGCCAAACGAAGAAAUCCUUCGAGAAGCACAUCGUGGCAGAGGCAGAGGAAAUGAUUGAAACGUUUUUGAGAUUGAGUUCAAACGACCAAUACUUCAAUCCAUCUCACGAGCUGACGGUCGCGGCUGCUAAUAUCAUCUGCGCUCUUUGCUUUGGGAAACGCUACGGACACGACGACCUAGAGUUCAGGACUCUCUUGGGCAAUGUCAGCAAGUUUGGAGAAACCGUAGGGGCUGGAAGUUUGGUGGACGUCAUGCCUUGGUUGCAGUCUUUCCCCAACCCAGUCAGGAGUGUUUUUCAGAGCUUCAAAGCUCUCAAUAAUGACUUCUUUGUGUUUGUGAAAGGUAAAGUGGUGGAGCACAGGCAAAGCUACGAUCCUGAGGUCACCAGAGACAUGAGCGACGCCUUUAUUGGCGUUAUUGAUCACGCCGACACGGAAACGGGAUUGACUGAGGCUCAUGCUGAAGGUACGGUGUCUGAUCUCCUCGGAGCAGGUCUGGACACGGUUUCUACUGCCUUGAACUGGAUGCUGCUUCUACUGGUCAAACACCCAUCGAUUCAAACCAAACUUCAAGAGCAGAUUGAUAAAGUUGUGGGUCGUGACAGACUCCCAUCAAUAGAAGACAGGAGCAACCUUGCAUACCUGGACGCCUUCAUCUACGAAACCAUGCGCUUCACCAGCUUCGUCCCCGUCACCAUACCGCACUCCACCACCGCAGACGUCACCAUCGAAGGUCUCCACAUCCCCAAAGACACCGUGGUGUUCAUCAACCAGUGGUCCGUCAACCACGACCCUCAAAAGUGGCACGAUCCUCACGUCUUCAACCCGUCGAGAUUCCUGGACGACACCGGCGCUCUGGAUAAAGACCUGACCAACAGCGUGAUGAUCUUCUCCAUUGGGAAGAGAAGAUGCAUUGGAGAUCAGAUUGCAAAAGUCGAAGUUUUCCUCAUCGCUGCCAUGUUGCUCCACCAACUGACUUUUGAGAAAGACCCAUCACAGGACUUGAGUUUAAACUGCUCUUAUGGUUUAACGCUGAAGCCAUUUGACUAUAAAAUCUCUGCCAAACCCAGAGGAAGUGUAUUUAAUGGAGCAUAAAUUAGUGUGUGUGCUUUCAAACCCACUGUCUCUUAUAUAAUACACUUUGCAGAAUCAGGUAUGUGCUUUAUAUUUAACAUGUUCUAAGAGCAAUAUGGAACUUUAGAUUAUAAAUAGUUCCCUAUAUACUUAAAGAACAAGUGUAGAUAAUAGUAUGAAUGAAUGUUUUGAAAAGCAAAAGGAAAAAAAAAAUGGUAUCAUCAGGGUUUUAUACUUCUUUAAGACAAUGUUUGUACAGAAGUGCACAAAAAAUUAUUAGCUAUACUAUGUGCUUCCUUUGAAAACACUUUUGAACAUUGAAAACGACAAAUAUAUUCGAGUAUUUUUUCUAGCUGCAAAAAACUCAAUAUGUGUGUAGAAGUUCUACAUAAACUUGUAACUUUUAUCAAAAUGCUGAAAAAUGAUUCAAAAGUGUGGCUAAAAAUGCUUGUAAAUAAAAUGCACUGUUGACUAUAA
Messenger RNA from Megalobrama amblycephala (Wuchang bream), 2241 nucleotides. RefSeq names its product cytochrome P450 1B1. The transcript has a single exon. Gene Ontology annotation, molecular function: heme binding; iron ion binding; steroid 17-alpha-monooxygenase activity. Lineage: Eukaryota; Metazoa; Chordata; Actinopteri; Cypriniformes; Xenocyprididae. The record is from RefSeq and is a predicted model, not a curated record. Bases 211 to 1785 code for a protein of 524 amino acids. Gene Ontology annotation, biological process: progesterone metabolic process; hormone biosynthetic process.